Molecule: messenger RNA, 3340 nt
Organism: Hypanus sabinus (Atlantic stingray)
Lineage: Eukaryota; Metazoa; Chordata; Chondrichthyes; Myliobatiformes; Dasyatidae
Product: myb-related transcription factor, partner of profilin-like
Exons: 2
Coding region: 220-1296 (358 amino acids)
Biological process (GO): regulation of transcription by RNA polymerase II
Cellular component (GO): nucleus
Molecular function (GO): RNA polymerase II cis-regulatory region sequence-specific DNA binding; DNA-binding transcription factor activity, RNA polymerase II-specific
Source: RefSeq, a predicted model, not a curated record
GCAACUUUGGUCAAUAUUCUGUCUUUUUGCAAAAUUCCGUCGCAUCUCCCCUUGCGACGCCGCAAAACUUCGUCUUUCAGACGCAGCAAAAGUGCGUCGGCCCUCCGGAGUGCAAAUUCAACUCAAGGGUCGCCAUUUUAAGCUCUCGGGUUUAUAGGGAAUGUAUCCUUAUGUAAAAGUACGCUAGAGUUGCGCACAAACUGCGGCCGGCUGCUCCUAAUGGCGCAGGAAGAAGCGUUCCGCCGCCGCAAGCUGAAUUUUAACGAGGAGGAGACCGAGGUCCUGAUCCGUGAGGUGACACUGAAUCAGGAGCAGCUGUUUGGUAGAGGUGUCGCCAAAAUCCCACCAGGGGCCAAAACUAAGAUCUGGCUGUCAAUACUGGCCAAGGUUAAUGCUGUGUCCAAGUGUACCAGGGACAUAGGAGACAUCAAGAAGAGGUGGUAUGACAUGUGUCAUCGGACUAAAGAUAAGGUGGUCAGACUGGCACAGGAGGCAAUGCAGAGUGAGCGAAUUGCCCAAACUCUGCAGCAGGAGAAUGCCAUUCAGAGCAUUGCUAACUAUGAUCCAGCCCCACUGAGUACCAGCAAUGACAGUGAGCCCAGCACCAGUAGGAGCAGCCGGGAUGGCCAUGCAAGCAGAGACAGGGGCAGUCAACAGAAGAAACCUGCACUACCCAGCAAGAUGACUUGGCAAGCCAAACAGGUGCCAGUGCAGCCAUUGCCAGAUCAUCCAGUCCAGUGGCCACCGGUCCUGCUAUUCACUAUGGACCAGAAUGCUGCAGAGGAAAGCAACCAGGAGCCUCAAGGUCACCAAGCUAAUGUAGACUUCCAUGAGACCAUUGUUGAUGUGAAACAGGAAGACAUUAGUUCAAGCGUUGAUGUGGAUUAUUCUUCUCCAGAAAUUGGAUCUCCAGUAGUCUCCCGAGAAGAAAGUCCAUUCCAGCUGGGGAAGAGAGGGCGUAAGCAAAUUUCUGAGGAAGAACUAUUAGGUAUCCAGGAGCAGCACAACCUAUUACUCGGGGUUGGCAAUGAUGAGUUGCAUGGCAUCAGGCAGGAAUUAAGAGAGCUUCGAAAUGACAUUCAAGAAUUGACCACGACUAUCAGACAACCCUUGGAGCGCCUGGCAGAUUAUGUACAGGCACUCCUUCCAUUGUUGCAGCAUCCUCCUCGUCCCCACGUGACAGAGACGACUGAUGCUUUCACACAGCACGAUAACAAGGAGUCUAGUGAGUUCCAUUCUCGUGGCUGCCGGACUGGGCGAAAAGCCCGCAAGAGAGCAAAGGUCAAUGUGCAAUAAAGACAAGUUCUGGCAAAAAUGCCAGAAACAAUCAGCAGUCCAGGCAGCAUCUGUGGAAAGCGAAUGAAUUGAUGUUUCUGGCUGGGAACCCUUCCAUAGAAUUGGGAAAGAAAGAAACAACAAACUUGUUUCUAAUGGAAGCUUUUUUUCCCUAGAAUGCCUACCUUGAAGAGGUUCUCCGACGGGACUUCCAUUUGUCCCUUUGACUCAUUUUGCCAAAGAGUACUUAACAUGAAGCAUUAACUGUUUCUCUGCUUGCAGAUCCUGCCUAACCUGCUGAGUGCUUCCUGUAUUUUCUGUUUUUUUAAUUUAAGAUUUAUAGUUUCUGCAGGUUCUGAUCUUCAUCUGAAUGUAUAAUAUGUGUUUGAUUAAGAUGAAAAGACAUAAGAGUAGUAUUAGAUCAUUUGGCCUAUGGAUUUUGCUCCACCAUUUCAUCAUGAUUAAUUUAUUAUCCCUCCCAAUCUCAUUCUCUUGCCUUUUCACCUAACAUUUGCUGCCCUUACUACUAAUCAAGAACCUAUCAAUAUCCGCUUUAACUAUACCAAAUGACUUGGCCUCCAUAGCCAUCUUUGUCAAUACAUUCCACAGAUUCACCACUGUCUGGCUAAAUAAAUUCCUCUUCAUCUACGUCCUUCUAUUCUGAGGCUAUAUACUCUGGUCCUCGCCUCCCCCACAAUGACAUCUUCUCCAUGUCCACUCUAUCCAGGCCUUUAAAUAUUCAGAAAGUUUCAAUAAGAUUCCCCUCAUUCUUCUGAACUCCAGUGAGUACAGGCCCAGAGCCAUCAAAUGCACCUCAUAUGUUAACCCUUUCAUUCCUAGGAUCAUUCUUGUAACCUCCUCUGGACUUUCUCGUAUGAUGUGGGCAUCGCAGAGUUGUGGCUCAUGUGGUUCUUUUGAGGGAAUUUGAGUAGCUAAGGACCAAAUUAAAAUGUAGAACCAAAAAGGUAAUAAUCUCUGGAUUGUUACCCAAGCCAUGUGCAAAUUGGGUUAGUAAAAUCAGAAAGAUAAAUAUGUGCCUCAAAGAUGGCAUGGGACAAGUGGGUUUAGACUUUGAUAGAGUUUUGCUACAUUCGUUUUCAUCUCUGGGUUUACUUGAUUGCACAAUAGCUUUUAGUUAUAUGUUUAAUGAAUAAGUUUAUGUAAUGCUGUUAUCACCAGGAUUUUAUUAAUGUGUGUUGUUGGGAGUAUGGAGCGUUCAAACAUUACAUUGGUUUGGAUUGUUCAAAUGAAGUAUUUUGGACUUGGCUGAAUUAGACAUUUGAUCACAUAUUUUUGUAGUGUGAACAAUUUGAGGCAAUGAAUUACAUUGAUCGCAAAAUAAGUAUAUUGUCAUGACAUUAACACAUUUUUGAUAAUGUAUAUUUUCCUACAGUGUAUUGGUGUGAGUAUACAAAAUAUGGCAAGCUAAAAUGAAAUGUUGCUCAUUGUGAGUAAUCUUAAGGCUGUUUUAAGAGUAUACAUAGAUCUUAAGCAACACUUGUGAAAAUGUUUCUGAAAUGGGUUAACUUGAAAAUUUGUAACAACAUACACUCAGUGUCCACUUUAUUAGGUGUAUAUUCGUGGUCUUCUUCACAGUAUCCCUAGCCCAACUACUUCACGGUUUGACGUGAUCAGGAGAUUGAGGAGAUCAGUGGCUUUUGACAUACUCAAACCAUCUUGUUUAGCACCAACAUCUAUUCCAAUCGCUUAGGUCACAUUUCUACCCAUUUUGAUAUUUGGUCUGAACAACAGCUGAACUUCUUGACCAUGUCUGCAUGCUUUUAUGCAUUGAGUUGCUGCCACAUGAUUGGCUGAUUAGAUAUUUACAUUAACCGGGUGUCCAGGUGUACCUAAUAAAAUGGCCACUAAGUCUAGUUCAUCUGAAGCUUUCAAGUGCAAGAAACAAUUGUGAAAAUGCUUCUGAAAUAUGUAACAUUAAACUUGGAAGCAACAGAAAAAUACUUACACUAUAUUAAAAUUAUAUUACACAAAUGAAGCUCUUAGCAAUCAUUUCAUUGGAUUAAUUCACUUUGUUAAAGCAAUGACUUGUGAAUACAGUGAGGGC